This is a messenger RNA of Gigantopelta aegis, 6540 nucleotides long. Its product is annotated as protein SPA2-like. The transcript has 10 exons. Lineage: Eukaryota; Metazoa; Mollusca; Gastropoda; Neomphalida; Peltospiridae. The record is from RefSeq and is a predicted model, not a curated record. Bases 34 to 6477 code for a protein of 2147 amino acids.
UCGAAACGUUACAGAUUUCUGUAUGCAAUUACAAUGAAAAGACUUAAAAAAGUGUUAAGGUUUAAUAAAGAGAAGAAAAAAGGUCAUUCAAGUGACAAUGCGAGCCAAAAUAACAGGUCUGUGCGACCAACAGCUCCUGAACCAGCACAAGGCGAUGGUCAAGAAAUUGCUUCUGAUUCCAAAAUCCAAGAAGCAGAUAAGGAUUUCAGGCUCCAAGAAACAGCUACUGUUUCGAAAAUCCAGGAUACAGCCACUGAUUCCAAAAUGCAAGAAUUAACAUCUGAUUCCAGGCUCCAAGAUACAGCUAGUGUUUCGGAGGUCAAAGAACCAGCUUUCAAUGCCAAGGUCCAAGAAACAGCCAUCGAUUCCAAGGUUCAGGAAGCGGCUUCGGAUUGUAACAUUCAAGAAAUGGCUUCACAUUCCAAAAUCCAAGAAGCAGACACCAAUUCCAAGGUCCAGGAAACAGAUACCGAUUGCAAGGUUGAAAAAACAACUUCUGAUUUCAAAGUCCAGGAAACCGCCAUUGAUUCAAAGAUCCAAGAAAUGGAUUCUGAUUCCAGGGACCAAGAUAUAACUACUGCUUUCAAGGUCCAGGAAACCGCUCCUGAUUUCACACACCACAAAACAGCUAUCGAUUCCAAGACCCAGGAAACAGUUACUGGUAGCAAGGUCCAACAAAUGGCUUCUGAUUCCAAAAUCCAAGAAUCAGACACCGAUUCCAAGGUCCAGGAAACAGCUACUGGGUGCAAAGUCCAAGAAAUGGAUUCUGAUUCCAAGGUCGAAAAACCAGCUACCGAUGCCACGGUCCCAGAAACAGCUACUGGGUGCCAAGUCCAAGAAAUGGAUUCUGAUUCCAAGGUCGAAGAACCAGCUACCGAUGCCACGGUCCCAGAAACAGCCACUGAUUCCAAGAUCUAUGAAACAGCUAUGGAUUGUAAGGUUCAAGAAAUGGCUUCUGAUUCCAAAAUCCAAGAAUCACACACCAAUUCCAAGGUCGAAGAACCAGCUACCGAUGCCACGGUCCCAGAAACAGCCACUGAUUCCAAGAUCCAUGAAACGGCUAUGGAUUGUAAGGUUCAAGAAAUGGCUUCUUAUUCUAAAAUCCAAGAACCAGACACCGAUUUCAAGGUCAUGGACACAGAUACUGAUCGCAAGGUCCAAGAAAUGGCUUCUGAUUCCAAUGUUGAAGAACCAAAUACCAAUGCCACGGUCCAAGAGACAGCCACCAAUGCCGAAGUCCAAGAAACUUCCACCGAUUGUAAGAUCCAGGAAAUAGCUACUGAUUGUAAAAUUCACGGAAUGGCUUCUGAUUCCAUGGUCGAAGAACCAGCUACCGAUGCCACGGUCGAAGAAACAGGAACCGAUUCCAAGAUCCAGGAAACAGCUACUGAUGGUAAGGUUCAAGAAAUGACUUCUGCUUCCAAACUCCAAGAAUCGGACACCGAUUCCAAGGUCCAAGAAACAGCCACUGAUUCCGAGGUGCAGGAAAGUGCUUCUGAUAGUAAGUUUCGUGAAAUGGCUUGUAAUUCCAAGAUCCAAGAAGCAGACACUCAUUUCAAGGUCCAGGAAACAGCUACUGAUUUCAAGGUCAAAGAACCAGCUACCGAUGCCAAGGUCCAAGAAACAGCUACCGAUUCCAAGAUUCAGGAAACAGCUACUGAAUGUAAGGUUCAAGAAAUGGAUUCUGAUUUCAAAGUCCAGGACACCGCCAUUGAUUCAAUGAUCCAAGAAAUGGGUUCUGAUUCCAGGGUCCAAGAUAUAACUACUGGUUCCAAGGUCCAGGAAACCGCUCCUGAUUUCACAGACCAAAAAACAGCUAUCGAUUCCAAGACCCAGGAAACAGUUGCUGAUAGGAAGGUCCAAGAAAUGGCUUCUGAUUCCAAAAUCCAAGAAUCGGACACCGAUUCCAAGGUCGCAGAACCAGCUACCGAUGCCACGGUCCCAGAAACAGCCACUGAUUCCAAGAUCAAGGAAACAGCUAUGGAUUGUAAGGUUCAAGAAAUGACUUCUGAUUCCAAAAUCCAAGAAUCGGACACCGAUUUCAAGGUCGCAGAACCAGCUACCGAUGCCACGGUCCCAGAAACAGCCACUGAUUCCAAGAUCAAGGAAACAGCUAUGGAUUGUAAGGUUCACGAAAUGACUUCUGAUUCUAAAAUCCAAGAACCAGACAUCAAUUUCAAGGUCAUGGACACAGAUACUGUUCACAAGGUCCAAGAAAUGGCUUCCGAUUCCAAUGUUGAAGGACCAGCUAUCAAUGCCAAGGUCCAAGAGACAGCCACCGAUGCCGAAGUCCAAAAAACCGCCACCGAUUGUAAGAUCCAGGAAACAGCUACUGAUGGUAAGCUUCAAGAAAUGACUUCUGCUUCCAAACUCCAAGAAGCAGACACCGAUUCCAAGGUCCAAGAAACAGUAUCUGAUUCCAGGGUCCAAGAUAUAACUACUGGUUCCAAGGUCCAGGAAACCGCUCCUGAUUUCACAGACCAAAAAAAAGCUAUCGAUUCCAAGACCCAGGAAACAGUUACUGAUAGGAAGGUCCAAGAAAUGGCUUCUGAUUCUACAAUCCAAGAACCAGACAUCAAUUUCAAGGUCAUGGACACAGAUACUGUUCACAAGGUCCAAGAAAUGGCUUCCGAUUCCAAUGUUGAAGAACCAGCUAUCAAUGCCAAGGUCCAAGAGACAGCCACCGAUGCCGAAGUCCAAAAAACCGCCACCGAUUGUAAGAUCCAGGUAAUAGCUACUGAUUGUAAUGUUCACGAAAUGGCUUCUGAUUCCAUGGUCGAAGAACCAGCUACGGAUGCCAAGGUCGAAGAAACAGCCACCGAUUCCAAGAUCCAGGAAACAGCUACUGAUUGUAAGGUUCAAGAAAUGACUUCUGCUUCCAAACUCCAAGAAGCAGACACCGAUUCCAAGGUCCAAGAAACAGCAUCUGAUUCCAGGUUCCAUGAUAUAGCUACUGAUUCAGAAGUCAAAGAAUCAGCUACCAAUGACACGGUUCAAGAAACAGCCACUGAUUCCGAGGUCCAGGAAAGUGCUUCUGAUAGUAAGUUUCGUGAAAUGCCUUCUAAUUCCAAGAUCCAAGAACCAGACACCCAUUUCAAGGUCCAGGAAACAGCUACUGAUUUCAAGGUCAUCGAACCAGCUACCGAUGCCACGGUCCUAGAAACAGCUACUGAUUCCAAGAUCCAGGAAACAGCUACUGAAUGUAAGGUUCAAGAAAUGGAUUCUGAUUUCAAAGUCGAAGAACCAGCUACCGAUGCCACGGUCCCUGAAACAGCUACGGAUUGUAAGGUUCAAGAAAUGGCUUCUGAUUCUAAAAUCCAAAAACCAGACACCAAUUUCAAGGUCAUGGACACAGAUACUGAUCGCAAGGUUCAAGAAAUGGCUUCCAGUUCCAAUGUUGAAGAACCAGCUAUCAAUGCCAAGGUCCAAGAGACAGCCACCGAUGCCGAGGUCCAAGAAACCGCCACUAUUUGCAAGAUCCAGGAAAUAGCUAUUGAUUGCAUGGUCCACAAAACGGCUUCUGAAUCGAAGGUCGAAGAAGUAGCUACCGAUGUGAAGGUCCAUGAAACAGCCACUGAUUGCAAGGUAAAAAAAAUGGCUUCUGAUUCCAAGGUCGAAGAACCAGCUACCAAUGCCGAGGUCCAAGAAACAGCCACCAAUUCCAAGAUCCAUGAAACAGCUACUGAUGGUAAGGUUCAAGAAAUGGCUUUUGGUACCAAACUCCAUGAAGCUGACACCAAUUCCAAGAACCAAGAAACAGCAUCUGAUUCCAGGUUCCAUGAUAUAGCUACUCAUUCAGAAGUCGAAGACCCAGCUACUAAUGACAAGGCCCAAGAAACAGCUAUUCAUAGCAGGGUCCUAGAAAUGGCGUCUGAUUCCAAUGUCGUAAAAACAGCCACCGAUGCCAAGGUCCAAGAAACGGCUACUAAUUGUACGGUUCAGUCAAGGGCUUCAGAGUUCAAAAUCCAAGAACCAGACACCGAUUUCAAGGUCCAAGAAACAGCUAUUAAUUGCAAGGUCCAAGAAAUUACUUCUGAUUCCAAACUCCAGGAAAUGGCCACUGAUUCGAAGAUCCAAAAAAUAACAUCUGAUUCCAGGCUCCAAGAUAUAGCUACCGACUCCAAGAUUAAAGAAACAGCUUCUGAUUUCACGGUCCAAGAAACAGCUGCUGAUCCCAUUGUUCAAGAAACUGCUGCUGAUCCCAUGGUUCAAGAAACAACUAUUGAUUCCAAGAUCCAAGAAACGGAUUCUGACUCCAAGGUGCAAGAAUCAGCUACUCAUUUCAAGGACCAGGAAACGGCUACUGAUUACAAGGACCAAAAACCAACUACUGAUUCUGAUUUCGAACCAGCUACCAAUGCCAAGGUACAAGAAAGAGCCACAGAUUCGAAGGCCCAGCAAACUGCUUCUGAUUGUAAGGUUCAAGAAAUGGAUUCUAAUUCCAAAAUGCAAGAAACAGAUAUCUAUUCCAAGGUCCAUGUAACAGCUAUUGAUUGCAAGAUCCAAGAAACAACUUCCAAUUCCAAAGUCCAGGAUACAGCUACUGGUUCCAAAGUCCAGGAUACAACCACUGAUUCCAAGAUCCAAGAAAUGGCUUCUGUUUUCAGGGUCCAAGAUAUAACUACUGAUUCAAAAGUCAAGGAAACAACUCCUGAUUUCACAGUCCAAGAAACAGCUUCUGAUUCCAAGGAUCAAGAAACAGUUACUGAUCCCAUGGUUCAAGAAACAGCUAUAGCUACUAAUUUUAAGGUCCAGGAACCAGCAACUCAUUACAUGGGCCAAGAAAUAGUUUCUGAUUCCAAGGACCAAGAAACGAUUACUGAUUGCAUGGUUCAAGAAACAGCUGUUGAUUCCAAGAUCCAAGAAAUUACUUCUGAUUCCUCAGUACAAGAACAAACUGCUAAAUCCAAGGUCUACGAAAUGGUUACUGAUCCAAAGGUUAAAAAAACAGCUACUAACUCCAACAUCCAAGAAACGAUUUUUGAUUACAAGAUCCAACAAACAGCUACUACUGAUUUCAAGGACAAGAAAAUGGCUUCUGGUUCUAAGGUCCAGGGAACGGCUACUAAUUAUAACAUUCAAGAAAUGGCUUCCGAUUCCAAGAUCCAAGAAACAGUGACUGAUUCCAAGGCCCAAGAAACAGUGAUUGAUUCCAAGGUGCAGGAAACGGCUGCUGAUUGUGUGGUUAAAGAAAUGGCUUCUGAUUCCAAAAUCCAAGAAGCAGACACCGAUUACAAGGUCCAAGAAAUGACUUAUUAUUCCAAAGUCCAGAUAACAGCCACUGAUAUAACUACUGAUUCAAAGGACAAAAAAACACCUAUUGAUUCCAAGAUCCAAGAAACAGCUCCUGGUUCCAUGGUGCAAGAAACAACUACUGAUUAUAAGGUUCAGGAACUGGCUUGUGAUUCGAAGAUCCAAGAAACAGACACUGAAACCAAUGUCCAGGAAGAAGCUACAGAUCGCAAGAUCCAAGAAAUGACUUCUGAUUCCAAGGUUCAGAAAACAACUACUAAUUGGAAGGUCCAUAAAAUGGUUUCUGAUUUCAAAAUCCAAGAAGCAGAUACCAAUACCAAGGUCCAAGAAUCGGCUACUUAUUGCAAGGUCAAAGAUACUGCUUCGGAUUCCAAAGUCCAGGAAACAGCUACUGAUUCCCAGAUCCAAGAAAUAGCAGCUGAUUCCAAGGUCCAAGAUAAUUUACAGGUAACGGUCGAGCAGACAACUAAAGAAGGUAUACCUACAUCAACCAAACAACCAGAAAAAUUGAAUUUCGCUAACAAGCUGCACCGUUAUAAGCAGAGACUGCAGACCUUGCUUUUUAAGACACAGAAGAUGAAGCAAAAUAGUUAUCAGCCUAAUACAGUCAAGACGCCAUUGGAAGAGAGACCACCUGCAGAGUCCGUGAAUAAUUUGGACAAACUGACCGCUGAUUAUAAAAACCAGCUGCGUGAUGCCUACUCCAGAUUCUACAGUGUUGCAACCAGGUACUGCGUCGAGCAAGUACCAUCUUUUGAAGAAUGGUGUUUAUCGGUUACAUCUGUAGAAAUGCAUCUGAAAAAAGAAAUGUUGGACAUUAAAGACUGCGGGACACAAGCACAGGUUCCGAAGAGUGCAUAUAACAGGCCAAAACAUUAUUUGCUGCUGGAAAGAGAAAAAAAGCGAAUCAGAAAAAAUCUGAAUGUCUGGAGCUUGGAUGAAUUUAACGCUGUCUCAUUCCAAGAAGAGUAUGAUAAAGUCUUCAAACAAAAAAAAGCCUGGUUGACGGACUACAUUCAAAAUCAAGCUGCUAAAGAGAAGUUCCGCAUGUUAGUUCAGCAUUCUGCUCCUGCCAGUGCCUGCAAGCAGUUGAAAAAUCCAUUGAUGGAAGCUUUAAGAAUCGAACAGCCAUUUACAGCAAGACAAAGUCAAAGAAGAAGUGACAUGGAUAUUUUUGCAAAACGAUCUUGGUAUAAUCAGAGACUAAUGGAAGAAGGUGAGUAGCAGCCUUAGAGAUAACACAACGAAGACGACAUCUAUGUGCCAGCUACUCAGAGAUCUUCAGAC